AUGGGCCUCGAGGAUAACGAGCUAGUCAAGCGUUUCAUCAACGUCGGCGAGAAGAAAGCCGGCUCCACCACCAUGGGCAUCAUCGUCGGUAUGUUUGCUGCCUUUGGUGGUGUUUUGUACGGCUACGACACCGGUACCAUCAACGGUGUCAUGGCCAUGAAGUAUGUCAAGGCGCGUUUCCCUGGCAACGGUGAAGAGUUCACCUCGUCAGAAACGUCGCUUAUUGUGUCGAUUUUAUCGGUGGGUACCUUCUUUGGGUCCCUUGCUGCUCCUUUUUUCACAGACACCAUCGGUAGAAAAUGGUGUUUGAUUUUGUCGUCGUUGGUGGUGUUCAAUGUCGGUGUCGUGUUGCAAACUGCCGCCACAAACAUUCCUUUGCUCUGUGUGGGCAGAGCCAUUGCUGGAGGAGGUGUCGGUUUGAUUUCCUCCACCAUUCCUCUCUACCAGUCAGAAGCCGCUCCCAAGUGGAUCAGAGGUGCCAUUGUGUCGUGCUACCAGUGGGCCAUCACCAUUGGUAUCUUUUUGGCUGCUGUGUUCAACCAAGCCACCCACUCCAGAAACGACUCCGGCUCCUACAGAAUCCCCAUUGCUCUCCAGCUUCUCUGGUCCUUGAUUUUGGGUAUCGGUAUGUUCUUCUUGCCUGAAACGCCUCGUUUCUACGUUUCCAAAGAGAGAGAGGACAAGGCCAUGGAGGCGCUUUCUAAGCUCAGAAAGCUCCCCACUGACCACCCGGAUUUGAUUGAAGAGUACGACGAUAUCAAGGCUGCGUACGAGUUCGAGAAGGAGUACGGCAAGUCGUCUUGGGGCCAGGUUUUGUCCAACAAGAACCACCAGCGCAAGAGAUUGGCCACGGGUGUGUUGUGCCAGGCGUUCCAGCAGUUGACCGGUGUCAACUUCAUUUUCUACUUUGGUACCAACUUCUUCAACGCUGCGGGUGUCGAUGGUUUUGUGACCACUUUGGCCACCAACAUCGUCAAUGUCGGCGCUACGGUCCCUGGUAUUCUUUUGAUGGAAAUCGCCGGUAGAAGAAACAUUCUUCUUGGAGGCGCUGCGGGUAUGUCUAUUUCUCAGCUUAUUGUGGCCAUUGUGGGAGUUGCGGCCUCGUCUGACUCGUCCAAGAAGGUGCUUGUGGCCUUUUCGUGUAUUUUCAUUGCUUUCUUUGCCGCUACUUGGGGUCCUUGCGCCUGGGUUGUGAUUGGUGAGUUGUUCCCCUUGAGAACCAGAGCCAAAUCGGUAGCUCUCUGUACAGCUUCCAACUGGUUAUGGAACUGGGGAAUUGCCUACGCUACGCCUUACAUGGUCGACAAGGACAAGGGCAACUUGGGCACCAACGUGUUCUUCAUUUGGGGCGGGUGCAACUGCUUGUGUUUCAUUUUCGCCUGGAUCUUCAUCUACGAGACCAAGAAUCUUACCUUGGAGCAGGUGGACGAAUUGUACGAAAGAGUUCCCCACGCCUGGAAGUCCCAGGGCUUCAUUCCUACCGAGCACGCCUUCAGAGAAGACGUCCAUGUGGACUCGAGGUUGGACGACACCAAGGCCGAGGCCAUUUCAAUCGAGGAGACCAGCGUUUAA
Messenger RNA from Candidozyma auris, 1572 nucleotides. It is a transcript of the gene HGT12, whose product is annotated as Hgt12p. The record is from RefSeq and is a predicted model, not a curated record. Gene Ontology annotation, cellular component: membrane. The transcript has a single exon. NCBI's taxonomy places the organism in Eukaryota, Fungi, Ascomycota, Pichiomycetes, Serinales, Metschnikowiaceae. Gene Ontology annotation, molecular function: carbohydrate:proton symporter activity. Gene Ontology annotation, biological process: transmembrane transport; carbohydrate transport. Bases 1 to 1572 code for a protein of 523 amino acids.